Scutellospora calospora is the source of this 951-nucleotide messenger RNA. NCBI's taxonomy places the organism in Eukaryota, Fungi, Glomeromycota, Glomeromycetes, Diversisporales, Gigasporaceae. The record is from the annotation of a GenBank genome assembly.
UCGCUUGUGCGGGCUGUAGCAGCGAGUGGUGUGGGAGGGAAAGACGGUGUCUGUCUUUCCCUCAGUAAGUCGACGUAUUGUGCUCGUACGGACGGUGACGAAACAAAUAGGGAGCCAAGUGGGUCCCCCGAAGGGGGAGAGGGUGAGGAACAACCAAAGCCUCCGAAGGUGGGAGAUGGGAACUUCUAUUCACUACGAUACGAGGCUACCAGCUUGCCAAGGAUAGAUGCAGGUAUGCCUCAAGCUGGGGCUGAAGGAUGGAGGCAUACCGUUGUUUUAAGCGAGACCAAUCGAAGCUUACACAGCUCAGCUAACGUCACCACGUAUGAGGUAUGCCUCCAAAUUCAUUCAUCUUGGCAUGAUAUUGCGUAUCAACCAAACCCAGCUGAACUCUCCAAUCGGGUCUGUCAACGAAGUCAGCUGAUGUGUCUGGCGUACGACAAAGCUCGGUCGACAAUUCGAACCCGCAUUGCUCUUUCAUACGAUUGUGCUCGUCUCUUCCUCGGGUCGUCCAUGAUGAGCAAUGCCACGUAUCCUGAUGUCCAUGCCUCGCGUCCAUGCCUCUUGCCCAUGCCUCGCGUCCAUGCCUCUCGCCCAUGCCUCUCGCCCAUGCCUCUCGCCCAUGCCUCAUCAGCGUUUCCAGCAGUGGAAUGCCUCAGCCUCGGUCAAAACACACGUAUGGAACGCACCACAGCAAAGCAUUGCGCCGCAUCGAAUGCUCAAUCUGACGAGACAAGUAGACAUAAGCAUCGUCGAUAUACCAGCAUCGCCCUUCAUCAUGAACAACCAACACCAAGACUCGAAGACAUGCUCUUCGAAGCAAGUUCCCCAAACUUCUGCGCCACGAUCGGCGUCCCGUUCGUCGUCGAUGAAGGUGGAAGACGGCAAAACGCGCAUGGAUCGUUGGCUGAGCCAAAAGCCGAGCGAGGAGCCAUGGUACGGGUUCGGUAG